UGUUCGAAAAGCAAUCCUGCUGACUUUGUGUCUCGUGGGCAAAACGGAGCCAGCCUCGUCACAAACAAGGCGUGGAAAAUUGGACCUGAGAUCCUGUGGAAGAACGAAGAGGCAUGGCCAGAAGAAAAAAUAGACCCAUUUGGCGACAACAAUGAUCCUGAGGUAAAGAAGGCUGUAACGGCAUGCACCAUUCGAACUGUUGGUGCUGACAAUACAUCUCCAAUACAAACACUUAUCAACUACUACUCAUCAUGGUGGACUUUAACGCGAGCGGUGGCAUGGCUUCUGCGCGUAAAGUCAGUGUUGUUGCGUAGAGAGAGGCGUCUUGGAGGUCUGGGAGUUGAAGAGUUACUGGAAGCUGAACGCGUCAUCUUGCUACAAGAGCAGGACAUACAUUUCCAUCAGGAGAAGCUAAACUUAGCUGUAGACAACGUUCGAAAGCAGAGUACUCUAUAUCGUUUGGAUCCGGAAAUGCAUGGCGGUCUGCUUCGUGUCGGAGGGCGUUUGAGAAACUCAUCACUGCCUGAUGCAGCGAAAUUUCCAAUCAUUCUACCCAACAAGAGCAAGGUGACUGAACUUUUGAUACAGAAGGUUCACAUAGAGAUUGGCCACGGGGGACGAGAACACGUACUUUCGGAGAUAAGAAAGACAUAUUGGAUAAUCAAAGGAAAUAGCGCCGUCAGGCGUGUUCUUGCCAAAUGUCACCACUGCAGACGUUUGUACGGACAGGUCAAGAAACAAAAGAUGGCGGAUCUGCCACUAGACCGGGUAACUCCCUUCGAUCCACCCUUUUCAAGUUCUGGAAUCGAUCUUUUUGGACCUUUUUUCAUCAAGAAGGGCCGAGGACAAGCAAAACGAUAUGGGGUCAUAUUUACCUGCUUGAGUAUGCGAGCUAUCCAUAUUGAAGUCGCCAGCAGUCUCUCAACAGAUUCGUUUAUAUGCGCUUUACGGCGCUUUUUAGCACGCAGAGGACCAAUCAAACAGAUCAGAUCCGACAGAGGUACCAAUUUUGUAGGAGCCAUGCGUGAGCUUGGCAAGGAGCUGGAAUCGAUCGUGGAACAAAACAAAACAAUGCAAGAAACAUUGCUCAAGAACAGGAUUCAGUGGCGUUUUAAUCCUCCAGGUGCUUCCCACUUCGGCGGUGCAUGGGAACGUAUGAUCAAGAGUGUGCGCAAGAUUUUAGAUUCUUUGCUUCACCUGCAGUCCCUCACCGAGGAAACGCUUCACACAUUCCUGUGCGAAGUUGAAUACAUACUGAACAGCCGCCCAUUAACACCUGUGUCCGCCGAUCCAAAGGAUCUGGAUCCUCUGUCACCGAACGAUAUUCUUCUUUCAAGAGGAUCGCUUUCGAUCCCAGUUGGCGUAUAUAAGGAGGAAGACCUUCAUGGAAGAAAACUGUGGCGACAGGCUCAGUAUCUAGCAGACCAAUUUUGGAAGCGCUGGCAAAAAGAAUACCUCCCGCUACUACAAGAAAGAUCAUCAAAUCAGACUCGGCAGAACAAUUUAGCGGUAAGUGAUGUGGUUCUUGUCGCCGAUCAUACGAUACCUCGAGGCCAGUGGCCGCUCGGCCUGGUGACAUCAGUGAAAAGAAGCACUGAUGGCCUCGUGCGCUCUGUAUCGGUCAGAAUGCGUGGCAAAACAGUAGAGCGUCCUACGAACAAGUUGGUUUGGAUCGAGCGACAGAGCCAGUAGGGUCAAGAGACACAGUAGGAACGACAUUAGAAAACAGAACUAACUAAAGUACCGAAGAAUUCGAAAACCGUACCCGGUUUUACGGGGGAGGUGUUGUAGCGGCUGUGAAAAUUUUGAUACCCGUUGACAAAGGAUCCCAGAGGAACGAAGUCCCGCGAACAGCGAUAGAAAAGAAGUAGAACGAGCCCGAAUUAUUGCUUUGAAAUUUGCACUGGAAGAUUGGAUUUUACUUGAGAAGAUUUAGAUUAUUUGUUGUUUUUGUUUUCAUAUCUACGUUUAUUGGCAACUGUUUCAUCCGCAAUUGUUUUGCCUUUAUUUGCCGCUACUGCUGGCCCAUUAAUUGUUAAAACCGCUUUUAGUUAUGAAUCAAUACAGAAUCACAGUGAGUUUUAUCAAUUGGGCUUACUUGGAAAAGCAAAGGUGAAGUGGCGGCAGAAACACUAGUCGUUCGUUUCGUGAUAUUAAACAUCGUUUGGAUACGUAUAAGUGGCGCACAUUCAAAUUUCCAAAAUUAUGUGGUCACAUGCUUAAAUUAAGUCUUCGCUUCUUGGAUGAAGAGUAAAAAUAUCAGGUAAUAUCACAGACGUCAGCAACGAUAAAAAAGACACAUGCCUAUCACAUGCGCUUCAACAUCAUAAGUAAAUCGUCAAAACGGCGAAACAACAUGCAUACAAGUAUACAUAUUACAAUUCCGCAGGUCCCAGUAUAGAGACACCCUGCACUUUUUCACUACUUCAGCACACGGUACACAUUUGCCAGCGGUACACCGGGUUUUGUAUUUAAAAGUCUACCCUUCGCUCUUUCUAUGAAUAUCCCUUCUUUAAUCUUACGUUUCCUCCAGUCUGUUUCAUACGCCAGAAUUUUGACAUUUUCCCAUAGGAUGGAGUGACCGGUGUCAAUGACGUGCUUAGUAGAAAUGCCAGAGUGGUUGUCGUCCAUGUUCCGUAUCGCUCUCUUGUGUUCAGCUUCCCUAGCCCUUAUACUUCUACAUGUCUCCCCAAUAUAAACCUUGUUACAUUCACACUCAUAUUGGUAGACUACCCCAGUAUUUUGAAUUUUUUCCCGCUUGUCCUUUGGUCUAACCAGCAUGUUCCGCAGGCUCU
Messenger RNA from Amphibalanus amphitrite, 2795 nucleotides. RefSeq lists its product as uncharacterized. The record is from RefSeq and is a predicted model, not a curated record. NCBI's taxonomy places the organism in Eukaryota, Metazoa, Arthropoda, Thecostraca, Balanomorpha, Balanidae. Bases 472 to 1692 code for a protein of 406 amino acids. Gene Ontology annotation, biological process: DNA integration. The transcript has a single exon. Gene Ontology annotation, molecular function: nucleic acid binding.